Messenger RNA from Onychostruthus taczanowskii (white-rumped snowfinch), 1884 nucleotides. It is a transcript of the gene SCNN1D, whose product is annotated as sodium channel epithelial 1 subunit delta. The record is from RefSeq and is a predicted model, not a curated record. The coding region runs from base 1 to 1884 and encodes 627 amino acids. Gene Ontology annotation, biological process: sodium ion transmembrane transport. The transcript has 14 exons. Gene Ontology annotation, cellular component: membrane. NCBI's taxonomy places the organism in Eukaryota, Metazoa, Chordata, Aves, Passeriformes, Passeridae. Gene Ontology annotation, molecular function: ligand-gated sodium channel activity.
AUGUUUGAGUUCUUCUGCAAGAACACCACGAUCCACGGCACCAUCCGCCUGGUGUGCUCCGGCGCUGCUGCUGCUGGAGCAGCAGCAGCUGAGGAAGGGCUGAUCGAGUUCUACAGCUCCUACAAGGAGAUGUUUGAGUUCUUCUGCAAGAACACCACGAUCCACGGCACCAUCCGCCUGGUGUGCUCCGGCAGGAACCGCAUGAAGACGGCGUUCUGGACGCUGCUGCUGCUGGCCAGCCUGGGCAUGCUCUACUGGCAGUUUGCCCUCAUGUUCAGCCAGUUCUGGGCCUACCCCGUGGUGCUCACCAUGUCCAUGGACUCCGAGCCCAAAAUGUUCCCGGCCGUCACCAUCUGCAACCUGGAUCCCUACAGGUUUGAGCUGGUCAGUGAGCAGCUGGAGCAGCUGGAGCUCAUGGCCGAGGAGUCGCUGACCUUCCUGUACGGCCCCAAGGCCUCGGCCAGGCUGUCCCACCUGAGGGACAGGGACAAGGACAGGGACAAGGACAGGGCCAAAUGUGUCCAGGCCUGGGCCAACCUCAGCAGCGCUGGCUUCAGGCUCAGCCACAACUUCUCCCUGGUCAGGAUGUGGGACCCCAGGGCAGGCAAAAAACAUUCCAGAGUGGGAUUCCGGCUGUGCAAUUCCACAGGCGGGAAUUGCUUCUACAACUCGCACCCGUCGGGCAUGGACGCCCUGCUGGAGUGGUACCGCUUCCACUACAUGAACGUCAUGGCCCAGCUGCCCCCGGCGCUGGCCCGGCACCAGCAGCGCUUCCAGGACCUGGUCUACUCCUGCCAGUAUGACGGGGAGCCCUGCAGGCCCAGUGAUUAUGUUCACUUCCACCACCCAGUUUUUGGGAGCUGCUACACUUUCAACAGCAAGGGGACAGAUCCCUUCUGGGCAGCCACAAAACCAGGAAUUCCUUAUGGGCUGUCCCUGAUCCUGCGGGCCGAGCAGAAGGAGCACAUCCCGCUGCUGUCCACCGUGGCCGGGGUGAAGGUGAUGAUCCACAGCCACAACCAGACGCCGUUCCUGGAGCACGAGGGCUUCCACAUCCGCCCGGGCAUCGCCACCACCAUCGGCAUCCGCCAGGACCAGGUGAAUCGCCUGGGUGGCAACUACGGCAGGUGCACCACGGACGGGGCCGACGUGGCCGUGGAGCUGCUCUACAACAACUCCUACACCCUGCAGGCCUGCCUGCACUCGUGUUUCCAGCGGGCCAUGCUGCGGCGCUGUGGCUGCGGCUAUUUCUAUUACCCGCUGCCCGCCGGGGCGCGCUACUGCGACUACAGCCGCCAGCCCGCCUGGGGGCACUGCUUUUACCAGCUCUACUCCCGGCUCAGGAAUCACCGCCUGGAUUGUUUCCAGCACUGCCCCAAACCCUGCAGGGAAUCCCUGUACAAGGUCUCAGCUGGCACAGCCAAGUGGCCCUCGGCAAAAUCCCAGGACUGGGUGCGCCAGGCUCUGCGGCACCAGAACGGCUACAACUCCAGCAGCAGCAGGAGGGACAUUGCCAAGGUCACCAUCUUCUACCGGCAGCUGAGCUCGCAGGCUGUGCACGAGGCCCCGCUGCUCUCAGAGAACCUGCUGCUGUCCAGCAUGGGCAGCCAGUGGAGCCUCUGGUUCGGCUCCUCGGUGCUCUCGGUGGUGGAGAUGCUGGAGCUGCUCCUGGACACCCUGGUGCUGUCCCUGCUCUUCUGCUUCCAGAGGCUCCGCGCCCGGGGGGGCUCCAGCCCCGCCCCAGACCUCAGCCUGGCCCUGGAAAAUUCCAGGGAAUUUCGGGAGGGAGCCCAAGGCUCGGGAUUGGGGCAGCCGCAGCUCCCGGCAAAUGGUGAAAAUUCUCAGCUCUCAGAUGUGAAAAUUCUCAUUCAUUCUCAAAUGUGA